This is a messenger RNA of Seriola dumerili (greater amberjack), 4485 nucleotides long. RefSeq names its product MKL/myocardin-like protein 1 (gene mrtfab). The record is from RefSeq and is a predicted model, not a curated record. The coding region runs from base 210 to 3935 and encodes 1241 amino acids. Gene Ontology annotation, biological process: smooth muscle cell differentiation. Lineage: Eukaryota; Metazoa; Chordata; Actinopteri; Carangiformes; Carangidae. The transcript has 19 exons.
GUUUCCUUUGUGAUUCGGAAGUGGCAGUGUGAUGCCAAAGCCGUUUAUCCUUACAGACACAACACACAAGUGGCGACCAUGAUAAAACCGAUCGAAGCUCUGUCCUUCUGAGAUGGGAAAACGCCCCUUCAGGAUUUUGUAAAACAGGUCUCUCCAUCACCCUGGCAACGUUACACCCACAGAAAGGGGAGGAGCCGAGUCCUGGCAGCAUGGAAGUGGCUGGGACGCCAGGCUCAGCCCCGAGCCCUCAGAGCGAGUCAGUGACCAAUGAGCUUCAGGAGCUGUCCCUUCAGCCUGCGCCCAACCUGCUGCCUCUACAGGAGCGCAAGAAUGUCCUCCAGCUCAAACUCCAGCAGAGACGAACACGAGAGGAACUGGUCAGCCAAGGGAUCAUGCCACCACUGAAAAGCCCGGCAGCCUUUCACGAACAGCGGAGGAGUCUGGAGCGAGCGAGGACCGAGGACUAUCUGAAGAGGAAGAUCCGGAGUCGCCCUGAGCGCUCCGAGCUCGUCAGGAUGCACAUUCUGGAGGAGACGUCAGCAGAGCCGUCCCUGCAGGCCAAGCAACUGCAGCUGAAGAGAGCACGACUGGCCGACGACCUCAACGACAAGAUCUCCCACAGACCAGGUCCCAUCGAACUGGUUCACAAGAACAUCCUGUCUGUCACCUGCCCUCUGCAGCACUCACUGCUGGAUUCUCCAAAGGGAGCCGGGGGAGAGAGCUCGUCUUUAGAUGAAGACAGCAGUGAUGCUCUGUCACCAGAUCAGCUGACCAAUCACGAUUCUCCCCUGAGUGCCGUUCCCCAGUUGUCCCCCUCUGAUGCACUCACCCAGAAUGGGGACAUUUCUCCCACACAGUUCCUUACUCAGCCCCCUCCUCCACCUCCUCCACCACCUCCUCCCCAGGUGAAUGGGUCACCCGCCUCCCCACCCCCAAAAUUGACAAAUGGAACGACGGUGAACUCUCGUCCCUCUACUGGACAGAUCAAGUCUCAGGCUAAGACGAGUUCAGAUCGUCCCCCGCAGAGGUCUAAGAAACCAAAGGACAGCAAACCCAAGGUGAAGAAGCUGAAGUACCACCAGUACAUCCCUCCAGACCAGAAAGCAGACAAGGAGCGUCCGCCACAGAUGGACUCGUCGUACGCGAAGCUCCUUCAGCAGCAGCAGCUCUUCCUGCAGCUGCAGAUCCUCAGCCAGCAACAGCAGCACUACAACUACCACACCAUCCUGCCCGCGCCUCCCAAGCCUCCAACCGAGCAGCCCCCCACAACCAACUCUGGCCCCUCCCCCUCCCGCAGCGUUCCCACAACGACCACCAUGGCGUCCUCCAGUCAGAGCGGGACUGCCCGUCAGAGCCAAGCUGCAGUGGGAGGAGCCAAACCCGGCACUCUGCCAGCCAACCUGGAUGAGUUCAAAGUCGCUGAGCUGAAACAGGAACUGAAGUUACGUGGUUUGACCGUCUCAGGCACCAAGAACGAUCUCAUUGAGAGGCUCCGCCACUACCAGGAGCAAAAUUGCGGCAACGCAGUGGUUUUGAAGAAUGGCAUAUUGCAGCAGAGCCAGCAGGGCGCUAACUCAGCCGCUAGCACCAUCACAUCCUCUCCGACCACAACUACCACCGCUGACCACCAGUCAGGAGAGGGCGGGUUUAAGUUAGCGUUGUCCUCGUUGGCUCAUGCGGUCCCUGGGAGAGUCAUGCGUUUUGGCAGCACCAGCUCCAGCCCUCCCGUGUCACCUACUCCGUCUGAGAGGUCGCUGGCAGGGAUGAGUCCAGACGAGACAAGCUGCAAUGGAGACAUGUUUGGAGAGAUGGUGAGCUCUCCCUUGACUCAACUCACCCUGCACCCAUCUCCUCAGCACCCGUCAAACAUCUCUCCGCUCUCCAAGGUCAAAGAGGAGAUCCAGAGCCCAUGCAGCCUGUCCAGGUCUUCAGCUGCCUCGCGUCAGACUCCAGAGCCCCUGCCAGGGGUAGCCAUGGACACGUCUUCCAUGGACAAAGACCAGAUGCUCCAGGAGAAAGACAAACAGAUCGAGGAGUUGACCAGGAUGCUGAGGCAGAAGCAGAGGCUAGUGGAGACCCUCAGGUCCCAGCUGGAGCAGGGAAAAAUGGCAGUUGGAUUAGUCUCAGAGAAGGAAGGAGGAGAGAAGAGCAAAACAUCCCCAGAGGUUAAACUUCAAACUCUAAUAAAAGCCUCGGCCAUUCAACCCCCGACUCUCCCCAACGGCAUUGUGGUGAAGGUGAAGAAGGAGGUGGAGUCUGAGGAAGAAAUGGAGGGAGUAACGGAGGAGGCCCUGGGAAAGAAGCUGGCCCAGCCGAUGCAGUGCUCUCAAGAGACUCUGCUCAGGCUGCAGCAGAUUCAUCGUCUGCAGGUCCAACAAGCUGAACAGCAGAAACAGCAGCUACUACAACAACAACCCAAACAGCAGCAGAGUCAGGUGCAACUGCAGAGGGUGCCGGAGGCUAAAGCAAACCCUCAAAAACAACAACAGCAGAAGAAAGAAGCUCAAAUCCUGCUCCAUCAGCAGCAGCAACUCCAGCAGCUCAUCAUACAGCAAACCCAACAGAAACAGCUGCAGGCCCAGCAGAAGUUAGCACAGCAGAAGCUGGCCCAGCAGAAACUCACGCAACAGAAGCUCGUGCAGCAGAACCAGCUCAAACAGACCCAAGGGCAAGUUCAACAGAGCCAGCAGAAGAGCCAAGUUCAGCUGAAGCAGGUCCAGGUGCAGAUCCAGAACCAGACGGCGGCAAGCCAGAAGCCUGCAGUGACCCAAGCCCAGCAGAGGAAACAGCUGAAGACUCAGCAGAGGCAGCAGCAGAAACAGCAGACGGCAGCUGUCGCCACGCAACAGGUGACUCCGGUCUUCAUCAACCAACAGAACAGCACUCAGAUCCACACUCAGGCCAUUUCAUUAGACCUCCUCAAGGCCAACGGCACACCCACGCUGGUCGCCGACAGCAACGGCAACCACUACCUGAUCGCUCUCACCAGUCACACCACAGAUGGACAGAAUGGAGUGUCUUCAUUGGCCAAAACCAACGGACGCAUCACGCUGCAGAGAUUGCAGUCGACUCCAAGUAAACUCCCCAGCACCGACAGCCAAUCAAAAGAGCAGACAGAGGCCGAGCCUGUGAGCCAGCCAAUCAAAAAGGGACAGAAGGCGGGGCUGCACCUGGACACUAAUGGUGUUCCACAGCCCAGCCUGUCAGCCACAGCUCCGCCCAACCUGCAGCCUUUCUUCGACGACAUGUCGGACAGCGAAAGCCAAAGCAGCUUAAUCUCAUCUCUCAAGGAGAAUGGCGUGAAUAGUCAGCACAUGGACGACCUGUUUGACAUCCUGCUGAAGAGUGGAGAGAUCCCUGGCUUCAAGGCCAACCCGGACCCUUCCCUCGCCCCUCUCCACUCUGACCCGCCCUCCCCAUCUUCUCCCCCAUCCCCCCUCCACCUUUCCCCUCCCACCCCUACAGAGCCCCUCAUCUCCCCUCAGCCCUCCGUGGGAGAGCCCUGCGCCGGCAGUGGACGCCUGGAGGACUUCCUGGAGAGCACCACUGGCGCCCCUCUGCUGGGCGUGGAGCCCGAUGGCGGCCUGACGCUGAUCGACGACCUGCACAGCCAAAUGCUGAGCACGCCCAGCAUCCUGGACCACCCUCCCUCCCCCAUGGACACAUCCGACCUGGGCUUCUCCCCCCAUUCCACAGGGUUGGACUUUGGCGACGCCGCCUUGGACAGCAUGGACUGGCUGGAUAUUUCCAUGGUGGGGAGCGCCAGCGGAGGGAGCGGGGGCGGCGGAGGCGGAAGAGGGGGAGGAGGAGGAGCUGGUGCAGGAGACGGAGGGACAAGUCUGGCCCCGCUGGCGCCGCACACUCCGCCGAGCGUCUUCUCAGCUGAUUUUCUGGACAGCACGGACCUGCAGCUGCACUGGGAGUCGUGUCUGUAGCUCGGCACACAGACGCACUCACACACACACACACACACACACGCACACACACACACACACUCGCUCACACUGUGUACAGGCUCUGUCUUUAUUUCAUGCACAUACAGAAACCUUCUCUAUGCUGUCUCUACCACUCGAGGGGUCACUGGCACAUGCAAACACGCACACACACACACACACACACACACACAUUUACACAAUUUGCCCUGUCUUUCACUGGCUGUUACUGUAUGCAGGAUGAGGUGAAAAAAGAAACAUAGAAAUUAAAUUCAUAGAAAGGACUUGAAUUUGGUGGGACUGAAGUGGACUUUGAAUUUUAAUUCUAUGGGGGAUUCAUACAGGAGACUGUAAAAUCCCAUCACCUGCAUUUAUAACCAGGUUAAAUUGAACCAGCAGAAAACUGUAGGUCACUGUAAUAACGUCAUUUCAUCCCUUGGAAAACGGUUUGAGGAGGGACCGUCAGCGGCGUUUUACUCCGGCUCCUCGAGAUGGCAGAGUGUGUGUCAGUGCCUCCUAAACUUUGCACUUAUGCUGAAUCUGAUUGGUUUAA